UGACUCUAGCGGCUUGGAAUCGUACUUGUUAUUUGUUAAUAUAUUAUUUUAAUCACAGAAAAUGGGUCCGUCGGAGUUUAAGUUAAACAAUCCCCCCGAGGACCUUAUCUCGGCUGUCAAAUUUGGUUCCAAAUCCAACCAGUAUAUGGCAGCAUCAUCUUGGGACGGAACGCUUCGCUUCUACGAUGUGGCGGCAAACUCAAUGCGCCAAAAAUUUGUACAGGAUGCUCCUAUCUUGGAUUGUGCGUUCAUGAAUAUUGUACAUGUGGUGAGUGGUGGCCUGGACAAUCAACUUCGGAUGUACGAUGUGAAUACUCAAGCUGAAACUCUGGUGGGUUCUCACGAUGACCCCAUUCGCUGUGUGGAGCAUGCGGAGUAUGUCAAUGGCAUCUUGACCGGCAGCUGGGAUAAGACAGUCAAACUCUGGGACAUGCGCGAAAAGCGCUGUGUUGGCUGCUUUGAACAGAAUAACGGCAAGGUUUACUCCAUGUCUGUAAUUGAUGAAAAGAUUGUGGUGGCCACAUCCGAUCGUAAGGUUUUAAUAUGGGAUUUGCGUAAAACGGAUAGCUAUAUUAUGAAGCGCGAGUCAUCAUUGAAGUAUCAAACGCGCUGUAUUCGUUUAUUCCCUAAUAAGGAAGGUUAUGUCAUGUCCUCUAUUGAGGGUCGUGUGGCUGUUGAAUACCUCGACCACGAUCCUGAGGUGCAACGUCGAAAAUUUGCAUUCAAAUGCCAUCGCAACAGAGAUAAUAAUAUUGAGCAAAUCUAUCCAGUUAAUGCGGUUAGUUUUCACAAUGUUUAUCACACGUUCGCCACCGGCGGAUCCGAUUGCAUCGUUAACAUUUGGGAUGGCUUCAACAAGAAGCGUCUAUGCCAGUUCCACGAGUAUGACACAUCUAUAUCAUCACUUAACUUCAGUGCCGAUGGCAGCGCCCUUGCCAUUGGCUGCUCAUACUUGGAUCAAUUCACAAAGACGCCUGAUACAGUGCCUAAUCCGGCCAUUUAUAUACGCUACCCGACUGACCAAGAAACAAAACAGAAAUAGCCAUAAGUAUUUGUAAUUAACUCU
Molecule: messenger RNA, 1066 nt
Organism: Drosophila arizonae
Lineage: Eukaryota; Metazoa; Arthropoda; Insecta; Diptera; Drosophilidae
Gene: Bub3
Product: mitotic checkpoint protein Bub3
Molecular function (GO): protein binding
Source: RefSeq, a predicted model, not a curated record